GGCCACUUAAUCAUUAAAAAUCAAAUUAUGUUUAAUCAAAAUCUAAUUUAGUCUUAUGAAACAGACAUAUUUUAUGUAUUUGCAAAGUGCUAGUUUAAGUCUAGCUGUUAAUUGCAAAAUAUUUUAUGCCAACACCGUUUUAACCUAACCUAACCUAACCUAACCUAAAAAUUGGCCUCACACACAUGGGAUAAAGCCACAAGGUUUGGCUGGUUUGAUUGAACGAUUUGAUUAUGGCACCUUGUUCCACAUUUUUUUUUCUUUCUAAAAUGUAAUUUGUGGGCUCUUAAUAAGCUAAAAAUUAUAUUAUGAUCAUCCACGUGAUUCCCCCGUGGCGCAUGCAAUAUAGCCGUUGGAGAAUAACAACGCCUUGCUGCCGUGCCACAUGACCCAGUUUCUUCACUAGUAACCGUUCUAAGAACGACUAUGAAAGAAAAAACUAGCCGUUACAAAUUAAGUAGGAAAAAUCUGAUCCUCACUACCUAUCGCUGCUGACUUUGUCUCCCUCGCUUCCUCCAUCCUCUCUUAUAUCAUUUAUUUUCUCCUUCCAAGAAGAUAACAAGAAAUAUCAUAACUUUUUUCUUCUUCUUCAUUCUUUCUUAAUUUCUUUCAGCAAUUUUGCUGACUCUUUCAUGUUCAUGGAAAAUACUUGUUGCUUCCUGAACCAAUUUCACAGCAACAAGUUCUUUAUCUAUGCACAUUUGUUAUUGUUUCUGCUUGCUUUUACUUCUCAUUCUGUUUCAGGCCGUUCAUGGGAUGGGGUGCUUGUCACUCAAGCAGAUUUUCAAUCACUUGAAGCCAUCAAACUUGAGCUCAUAGACUUUAGAGGAGUUCUCCGGAGCUGGAAUGAUACUGGUUCAGGAGCUUGUUCUGGUGGGUGGGCAGGGAUUAAGUGUGUUAAGGGAAAGGUUGUUGCUAUUCAUCUUCCUUUUAAGGGUCUGGGUGGCAGAAUCUCAGAGAAGAUUGGUCAGCUUCAAUCUUUAAGAAAGCUUAGUCUUCAUGAUAAUGUUAUUGCUGGUUCAGUCCCUUGGUCUCUGGGCUUCCUUCCAAAUCUCAGAGGGGUUUAUCUCUUCAAUAACCGGCUUUCCGGUUCAAUUCCUCCUUCAAUUGGUAACUGUCCUAAUCUUCAGACUCUUGAUUUAAGUAACAAUGCACUUACUGGUACAAUUCCUGCUAGUCUUGCUAACUCCACCAGGUUGUUUAGACUUAAUUUGAGCUAUAAUUCCUUCAUGGGUUCUAUCCCAGUACGUCUUACCAGACUGCCUUCUCUUACUAUUCUUGAUCUUCAACACAACAAUCUCUCUGGUUCUAUUCCAAACACGUGGGGUGUUUUAGCAGGAAACAACUCUUACCAACUUCAGUUCUUGAACCUUGAUGAUAAUCUUAUCUCUGGAACAAUCCCAGUUUCCUUGGGCAAAUUGGGAUUGCUUCAAGAGAUUUCUCUGAGUCAUAACAAGAUUGUUGGUCUUCUACCUGAUGAGCUAGGAAAAAUCUCUAAGCUGCAAAAGAUAGAUUUGUCAUACAAUGCUAUAAAUGGCAGCCUUCCUGUUACAUUUACCAAUCUAACCUCUCUCGUUUCACUAAAUCUUGAGAACAACCGCCUUGGUAACCAGAUUCCAGACGGAAUGAAAAAGUUACAAAACCUUACAGCACUCAACCUGAAAAAUAAUAAAUUUGAAGGUCAUAUUCCUGAAAAUCUUGGUAACAUCUCUGGCAUUGGCCAACUCGAUUUAUCUGAAAACAAUUUCACUGGUGAAAUCCCUGCUUCAUUUGUCAACCUAGCCAAUCUUACUUCUUUCAAUGUUUCUUACAAUAAUCUUUCUGGUUCUGUUCCAUCUCUCCUCUCUAAGAAGUUCAAUUCAAGCUCUUUUGUGGGGAACCUUCAGCUAUGUGGCUACAGUAUUUCAACUGUAUGCCCUUCCCUUUCACCUCACAGUUUUUCACCUUCCCCCCAAGAAGUACCAAAACAUCAUCAUCACCAUAAACUCAGCACCAAAGACAUUAUUCUCAUAGGAGUUGGAGCUCUCCUGGCAAUUCUACUUAUCCUGUUCUGUAUUCUGAUCUGUUGUCUGAUGAAGAAGAAGUCCACUUCAAAAGAAAAGAGUGGUAAAUCUGCAGUUGGGAAAGCUGUUGAGAAGGAAGCUCCAGUGGUUGGCCCCCAAGUUGAAUCAGGUGGUGAAAUGGGUGGGAAAUUAGUCCAUUUUGAUGGUCCAUUUUUGUUCACAGCUGAUGAUUUGUUGUGUGCAACUGCGGAGAUAAUGGGAAAGAGUACCUAUGGAACUGCCUACAAAGCAACAUUAGAAGAUGGUAGUCAAGUUGCUGUGAAGAGAUUAAGGGAGAAGACUACAAAGGGACAGAAAGAGUUUGAAGCUGAGGCUGCCGCUCUUGGAAAGAUUCGCCACCCAAAUCUCUUAGCCCUCAGGGCCUAUUACUUGGGACCAAAAGGAGAGAAACUCCUUGUUUUUGAUUACAUGGCCCAAGGGAGUCUUGCAUCUUUCCUCCAUGCUCGUGGGCCAGAAACUGUCAUCAAUUGGACGACGAGGAUGAAUAUAGCUGUAGGUGUGGCGCGUGGAUUAAACUACCUCCAUACACAAGAGAACAUGAUACAUGGCAAUCUCACAUCCAGCAACAUACUAAUAGACGAGCAGACUAAUCCUCACAUUGCGGACGUUGGUCUCAAUCAUUUAAUGACUGCUGCUGGCAACACUAAUGUUAUUGCCACUGCAGGAACACUCGGAUACCGGGCACCAGAGCUCUUGAAGCUGAAGAAUGCCAGCACGAAGACGGAUGUCUACAGUCUAGGAGUGAUCAUUUUAGAGCUCUUAACUGGGAAGUCCCCUGGUGAGUCAAUGAAUGGGAUGGAUUUACCGCAGUGGGUGGCCUCAAUUGUGAAGGAGGAAUGGACAAAUGAGGUGUUUGACUUGGAGCUCAUGAGGGAUACCCAGACAACAGGGGAUGAUGAACUGCUUAACACAUUAAAAUUAGCUCUGCAUUGUGUGGAUCCAUCACCUGCAGCACGUCCAGAAGUUCAACAAGUUCUGCAACAACUAGAGGAGAUUAAACCAGAGCUAGCAGCAGCUGCUAGUUCUGGAGAUGAUGCUAAAGUCCCAGGCCUCCCAAGUGAAUAGAACUACAGUCAUUAUUACCUACCACUAUACAUUAUUUUUUAGGUUCAGGAAUAAAAGGGAUUUUGAUUAUUUUGUAGCAGCAGAUAGUUGUUGAAUUCAUAUUAUUUUUUAAUUUAUGUAUGUAUAUAUGUAUAUGUAAGUUGAAGUGGGUUGAAUUUAUUCAUUGUAUGCAUUCUUUUUUUCUAAGUCAAUAAUGAAUUUAUUCAUUAUAUAUGUAUUCAUCAUGUUUAUGUACUAAACAAAAAUAAAAUUAAGAGAUUGCUUUUU
Messenger RNA from Mangifera indica (mango), 3395 nucleotides. RefSeq names its product probably inactive leucine-rich repeat receptor-like protein kinase IMK2. Gene Ontology annotation, molecular function: protein binding; ATP binding; protein kinase activity. Gene Ontology annotation, biological process: protein phosphorylation. The coding region runs from base 633 to 3128 and encodes 831 amino acids. The record is from RefSeq and is a predicted model, not a curated record. NCBI's taxonomy places the organism in Eukaryota, Viridiplantae, Streptophyta, Magnoliopsida, Sapindales, Anacardiaceae. The transcript has 2 exons.